UGACUCGACCAGUUAGAGCGACACGGCGUGCGAACGCUCGACGAAAAAAAAAAACCCUCGCGGCAGCACCCAUCUCUCGUUCCGAACUCGCCGGCGACGAGUGGCCCCAUGGCGGACGGCGGCGAGAUGGACGAGGAGGCGAUGAUGCGCGCCUUCUUCCCGACCUCAUUCGGCAAGGCGCCCGCCCGCCCCAGCGCCGCCUCCCACUCCUCCACCCUCCGCAAGCCCCAAAACCCUAGCUCCAACCCCUCCACCUCUACCGCCGCCGAGGAGGACGAUGGCGGUGGCGCCGUUGUCGGCCCCCCUAGGCCGCCCCAGGCCUUGGCUCGUAUUCCGGAGGAUGAUGAGGAGGGUGGCGGUCUGAUUGGGCCGCCUCGGCCGCCACAGCGGCCGUCUGCGCACGCGGAGGCGGAGGACGAGGACGGCAGCAUGGUUGGGCCGCCUCGGCCGCCGCCGUCGAAGGAGGGGGAUGAGGAGGAGGAGGACGAGGACGAGGAUGAUGACGACGACGACGAUGAUAUGGAUGACGAUGGGGAGGAUUUCGGCAGGAUUCCCCUCAGCAACGAAAUUGUUCUGCGGGGGCACACCAAGGUGGUCUCAGCCCUUGCUGUUGACCCUACAGGAUCCCGAGUGCUCUCCGGCAGCUACGAUUAUACUAUACGGAUGUAUGACUUCCAAGGCAUGAAUUCAAAGCUACAGUCAUUUAGGCAAUUAGAACCUUGUGAGGGGCAUCAAGUUCGUAGCCUAAGCUGGAGUCCGACAUCGGACCGAUUCUUAUGUGUCACGGGUUCUGCUCAGGCCAAGAUAUAUGACCGAGAUGGGCUUUCGCUUGGUGAGUUUGUUAAGGGUGAUAUGUAUAUCCGUGAUCUGAAGAAUACAAAGGGUCACAUUUCUGGACUAACUGGUGGUGAAUGGAAUCCCAAGUCAAAAGAAACUAUAUUGACCUCAUCGGAAGAUGGAUCAUUACGUCUCUGGGAUGUUUCAGACUUUAGCAGUCAAAAGCAGGUCAUCAAACCUAAGUUAAAAAGACCAAUGCGAAUUCCUGUUACUUCAUGUGCAUGGGAUCAUGAAGGCAAGCGGAUUGUUGCUGGCGUGGGGGAUGGUUCCAUUCAGCUCUGGACCAUAAAGACUGGAUGGGGAAGCAGACCAGAUAUUCAUGUUGAAAAAGCACAUACAGAAGAUAUCACUGGGGUUAAGUUUUCUACUGAUGGGCAGAUUCUUCUGUCAAGAAGUAUGGAUAGUACUCUAAAGAUAUGGGAUUUGAGGAAAACGAAGAGUCCUUUGAAAGUGUUUGACGAUCUGCCUAAUAACUAUGCGGAGACAAAUGCUUCAUUUAGUUCAGACGAGCAACUCAUUUUUACAGGAACCUCUGUUGAGAAAGAUGGCAGAAAUGGAGGCCUACUUUGCUUCUUUGAUAGAAGGAAACUAGAGCUUGUAUCAAGGGUGGGAAUUUCACCACAUUACAGCGUGAUAAGGUCGCUCUGGCAUCCAAGGAUUAAUCAGGUGUUCGCAACAGUUGGGGACAAGAAGGAAGGUGGGACUCAUAUCUUGUACGAUCCUUCUGUUAGUCAGAGGGGAGCUCUUGUGUGUGUUGGACGAGCACCAAGGAAACAAUCUGUUGAUGAUUAUGAGGUGCAACCUUUAAUACACAAUCCACAUGCACUGCCUCUAUUCAGAGAUCAACCAAGCCGUAAACGCCAAAGAGAGAAGAUGAUGAAAGACCCCCUCAAAUCACACAAACCAGAAGCACCUGUUAGUGGUCCAGGGUUUGGUGGUAAAAUUGGCACGACAAAAGGCAGCUUGCUGACACAGUAUCUCAUGAAGGAGGGUGGUUUAAUUAAGGAGACAUGGAUGGAUGAAGAUCCAAGAGAAGCAAUUUUGAAAUAUGCGGAUGCUGCAAAGAAUGACCCAAAGUUUAUUGCGCCAGCAUAUGCUCAAACUCAGCCGGAAACAGUCUUCGCAGAGUCUGAUUCCGACGGUGAAGAGAAAAAAUAACAUGUGGAUUGACCAUCAAGUUUCUUGCAUGAGUCCUGCAACAUGUACUUUUACUGAGGAGAAACUAUAGAAUGCGGUAAGUGUCGAAUACGAUGGUACCCCAGCAUGUCUUCUCAGUUCCGAGUGUUAUAUCUGUAUGUAUGUUGGUAGGUUUAUGCAAUUGUACUCCCUCCGUAACAAAAUAUAAGUCGUUUUUUAUGCCCUAUGCAAAACCCAAAAACGUAUUACAUCUUGAUACAGAGGCAGUAUUAUGCAAUGGAGAUAGGCAUAGUUUAUGGCUUGCAAAUAACACAAUUGCUACAUCCCUAUAUUCACUAGUUCAAUCACCCAACUUGGAAACUGAGUAGGAGCUCUGACACUCACAUUAGAGGUAUGAGUUAGACUUGAACCCAGGUGGUUUUUUGCUAACACUACUGUCCACUCAUGAAAUAAUGCGCUGCUAUUCAUCUUAGUAUGCCUGUGUGCGGUGUGUUGCAAUCGGGAGCACUUGUCGAACUGCAGUUGUUCUUGUACUCCCUCUUGUAAACUAAUCUAAGACGUCUUAUAUUUUUUAAGACUUUAAGUUCACCGUCCUUGGGAUUAGUUACUAAUCCAGAGGGAAUGCCCCGUAAAAUUUAAUAUAUCUUUUUGACGGUUGAACUUCUCAUGUAUUUACUUGGCAGUCUUUUUUUUCUUUCUGUAUUUGAUUAUUGAACUAUUUCAUAAAAUUCGCAACCAUUGGGAGAUCGGUUUUUUCUGAAGAUACCCAGGGAAAAGUUGUCGCACAGGAAAACUGUUGCAACAAGAUGGGUCCAUCAAGCUCUUUUUUUUUUUUUUGGAACAGAGGCAAAAGACUUGCCUCAGGUAUUAAAAAAGGAGGGGAGUUCUACAGUGUAGGAAAAGGCUUUACAUCAUAGCCCGUCCGAACACACGGUAAACGACAACUACUCUUGCGGCAUAUGAUGUUGCUCAGGUGUCUCGCUUCUGCCGUGACCCAAAGCUUUACUUCAUCCUGGAUCAGUUUGAGGAUGUAUAUGGGUGGCGUAUAUUUUUUUCUGAAGACUAUAGCGUUUCUCCCAUUCCAGAUUACCCAACUGACAAGCAUAGUCAGUGAAGCACAAGCAUAGUCAGUGAAGCGAUGAGAUUACCCAACUGACAAGCAUAGUCAGUGAAGCACAAGCAUAGUCAGUGAAGCGAUGGCCUUCCUGUUCAUCGUGUUUGGUUUUGACAUGCUUGUCCACCAAUACUUGACGUUCUGCUCAGUCAGCCAUUGGCGAGUGUCAAGUGACCAUCAAGCUCCUUUGUCAAGUGAAUGAAGAUUAACAAACCAGAUUCAUGUUACAACAGGAUGAGCAUUUUGCUGUAUAACCAGUUUACCAGCCAUUAUCCAUGAUCUGCACGCUUGAUCCAGUGUAUUGCCAUUAGUUCACGAGAAAGCUGUACUGUUUUUCCUUC
Molecule: messenger RNA, 3429 nt
Organism: Hordeum vulgare subsp. vulgare (domesticated barley)
Lineage: Eukaryota; Viridiplantae; Streptophyta; Magnoliopsida; Poales; Poaceae
Product: WD repeat-containing protein 70
Exons: 9
Coding region: 109-1995 (628 amino acids)
Biological process (GO): regulation of DNA double-strand break processing
Cellular component (GO): site of double-strand break; nucleus
Molecular function (GO): protein binding
Source: RefSeq, a predicted model, not a curated record